This is a messenger RNA of Ochotona princeps (American pika), 2041 nucleotides long. RefSeq names its product lengsin, lens protein with glutamine synthetase domain (gene LGSN). NCBI's taxonomy places the organism in Eukaryota, Metazoa, Chordata, Mammalia, Lagomorpha, Ochotonidae. Gene Ontology annotation, molecular function: glutamine synthetase activity. The coding region runs from base 120 to 1838 and encodes 572 amino acids. The transcript has 5 exons. Gene Ontology annotation, cellular component: membrane; cytoplasm. The record is from RefSeq and is a predicted model, not a curated record.
GUCGCCAUGGAAUUCAUCAUUUGCUGUCUUUGGUGGAGGCAUACCUAUAAAUACACGUUGAGUGCAUUUGUUACAGAUAAUGUGGAUUGCAAAGCUGACUUAAAUAAGAAAGUGUUGAAAUGAAUGAUGAAGGGGACCUUCUACAGGAGGACACAGCAACAAACGAAGUUGACGAGACUGAAGCUAGUAGAAUGAGUGAAUUGAGAAGGACAAGAAAGAAAGUCACUAAGUCACAUGAUUGCUCAGCUGAAGCAGGAGAAAUGGAUAUAUCUGAUGCAAAUGAGAGAAUCAGAAGCCAGAUGAUGUGUUACAAAUUGGGGGAUGCAAAUCAACCAGUCAUGGCACCUAACUCUGCUGAUACUCACGUGUCACAGGAUAACAAGGACUCUCCUGAUCAGACAAUGGUGAUUAAAUCAUUACCCCCCAAAACGUCAGCCAAUGUUCCUAGUGGUGAACACAACCCAAAUUCUGAUUGUACCAGGGAUACCACUCAAAUUCUGACGCCACCUCAACUCUCUUCUAGAAUGAAGCAUAUUAAACAAGAGAUGGCCAAAAAUCACCUCCAGUUUGUACAGUUUGAAGCAUCCGACCUACAUGGUGUGUCCAGGUCAAAGAGUAUCCCUGCACACUUUUUUCAAGAAAAAGUGAUUCAUGGUGUUUUCAUGCCUCGAGGUUACCUUGAAUUGAUACCGAAUCCUAAGGACAAUGAAGUGAAUCACAUCCGAGCCACAUGCUUUAAUAGCGAUAUAGUCCUGAUGCCCGAGUUAUCCACCUUUCGAGUUUUGCCCUGGGCUGAGAGGACUGCAAGAGUGAUAUGUGAUACCUUCACUGUGACUGGAGAGCCGCUGCUGACUUCCCCACGGUACAUUGCAAAGCGGCAGUUGGAUCAGCUGCAGGACUGUGGCUUUUCCCUUCUCUCUGCCUUCAUCUAUGAUUUUUGCAUCUUUGGAGUGCCUGAAAUGAUCAACUCAAAGACUAUAUCGUUUCCUGCUUCAACACUAGUAAAUAAUCAUGAUCAGCCAUUCAUGCAGGAGCUUGUUGAUGGCUUGUACCACACAGGAGCCAAUGUUGAGAGCUUUUCCUCCUCUACCAGGCCUGGUCAGAUGGAAAUUUGUUUUCUGCCUGAAUUUGGCAUAAGUGCAGCUGAUCAUGCAUUUACUCUCAGAACAGGUGUCAAAGAAGUGGCAAGGAAAUAUAAUUACAUUGCCAGCUUUUUCAUUGAGACUGGAUUCUGCAAUUCAGGAAUUUUGUCUCAUAGUCUGUGGGAUGCCAACGGGAAGAAAAACAUGUUCUGCAGCAAUUCUGGGACUGAACAGCUUACAAUCACUGGGAAAAAAUGGUUGGCAGGACUUUUGAAGCAUUCUGCGGCUCUCAGCUGCCUGAUGGCACCAGCUGUUAGCUGCCGGAAGCGUUAUGCCAAGGAGAGCAAGGACCUGAAGGACAGUGUGCCCACAACAUGGGGGUACAAUGACAAUAGCUGCGCUUUCAACAUCAAGUGCCAUGGUGACAAAGGUGCCCGCAUAGAAAAUAAACUAGGUUCUGCAACAGCAAACCCGUACCUGGUACUGGCUGCCACCGUCGCUGCUGGCUUAGAUGGACUUCAGAGUAGCUGUGUUGCCGUGGCCGAUUCAGAUGAGAGCACAGACCUUUUCCAACCAAAACCAUCUGAGAUUCCUUUGAAACUGGAAGAUGCUCUUGUAGCACUGGAGGAAGAUCAGUGUUUGAGGCAGGCUCUGGGAGAAACUUUUAUUCGCUAUUUUGUGGCUAUGAAGAAAUACGAGUUGGAAAACGAAGAAACAGAUGCUGAGAGAAAUAAAUUCUUGGAAUAUUUUAUCUAGAACAGAACGAUUAACUAUUUCUUGAGAGAUAAGCUUAUUGAGUAACUAACCUACCAGAAAUAAAAAGAUUGAUGUUUUGUAGUUAAUAAUAACAGAACAUAAAUGCUAUUGCUCUUUUGUGUUCCUCUGGAAUAUCUGACAAAUGAAGUGGGACUACUAAAAAAAUUCUGACUACAGAAACAAACAAUAAAGUUGUGGUGAAG